Orbilia oligospora ATCC 24927 is the source of this 966-nucleotide messenger RNA. RefSeq lists its product as uncharacterized. The transcript has a single exon. The coding region runs from base 1 to 966 and encodes 321 amino acids. Gene Ontology annotation, molecular function: 4-hydroxy-tetrahydrodipicolinate synthase activity. The record is from RefSeq and is a predicted model, not a curated record. Lineage: Eukaryota; Fungi; Ascomycota; Orbiliomycetes; Orbiliales; Orbiliaceae.
AUGACACAAGAAAAUGGCGCCGUCGAACGUCCUCUCCAGCCGGGUAUCUAUUCCCCGACAAUGACUUUCUUCGACCCAGAAACCGAAGACCUCGAUAUCCAAUCUAUCCGUCACCAUGCCGUGAGACUCGCCGAAGCCGGCCUCGCCGGUCUGGUAACCAUGGGUUCGAACGGUGAAGCCGUCCACCUCAGCCUUGACGAAAAACGCAUCGUUACCCAAGAAACCCGAAAGGCCCUCGACGAGGCUGGUUUCACCCAUAUCCCCAUUAUGGUCGGUGCCUCCGAAAACUCAAUUCGCGGUACUAUCGAAUUAUGCAAACACUCCAAAGAAUCUGGUGGUGAUUACGUCCUUUUGAUCCCGCCAAGCUAUUAUAGAUAUGCAAUGGAUGAGCGUGCUAUUACAGAAUACUUCUUAGGUGUGGCAGACGCCUCGCCCUUACCGUUGGUGUUAUAUAACUACCCUGGUGCCGUCGCGGGGAUCGAUAUGGACUCCGACCUUUUGAUCAAACUCGCCGAGCACCCGAAUAUCGUGGGGACAAAGUUUACAUGCGCGAACACCGGGAAGUUAACAAGAGUUGCAUUGGCGACCGAUGCAGUUACACCGAGUUCCCAGGGGUCUGGGUAUAUGUGUUUCGCGGGUAUGGCGGACUUCACACUUCAGGGUUUGAUCACUGGGGCUUCGGGCGUUAUUGCAGGUGGAGCCAAUGUUAUGCCGAAGUUGUGUGUGCAUGUUUAUAAUCUGUUUAAGGAAGGGAAGAUUGAUGAGGCGAUUAAGAUGCAGCAGCAGCUUUCUAAGGGUGAUUGGGUUCUAACCAAGGCGGCGAUUCCGGGAACGAAGAGUGCUAUUCAGAGUUACUUUGGUUAUGGUGGUUACCCAAGAAGGCCAUUGAAGAGGUUAUCGGAUGAGGAAGCGCAGGCUGUUAAGGAUAAGAUUGCGGAUAUAAUGGAGAUCGAGAAGAGCUUGUAA